Pseudocercospora fijiensis CIRAD86 is the source of this 1464-nucleotide messenger RNA. RefSeq lists its product as uncharacterized. Gene Ontology annotation, biological process: Mo-molybdopterin cofactor biosynthetic process. Gene Ontology annotation, molecular function: GTP 3',8'-cyclase activity; cyclic pyranopterin monophosphate synthase activity; 4 iron, 4 sulfur cluster binding. The record is from RefSeq and is a predicted model, not a curated record. Lineage: Eukaryota; Fungi; Ascomycota; Dothideomycetes; Mycosphaerellales; Mycosphaerellaceae. The transcript has a single exon. The coding region runs from base 28 to 1368 and encodes 446 amino acids.
CGCAAUGUUUCUCCUUCCUUGGAGAUAAUGUACAGAGCCUCGAUGGCCAACAAGCUUGCCAGCACAGCGCUGUCGAGGGCGCUUCGAAGAUGGCCACAUCCACACGCGACCCCGUCUACACCUUGCAGAGGUGUCGCAACUGCAGCCAGCGUCGACAUACACGAACCUGAACCGUACAUACCAGACUCGACGCCAAUAGUGCCCUCCAGGCCAGACCGAAAGGAGGCUGUACGGAACGCGAAACCUUUCUCCGAAUUCCUUACAGAUACAUACGACCGACAGCACGACUACCUGCGCAUAUCGCUCACCGAGAAAUGUAAUUUACGAUGUACAUAUUGCAUGCCUGAGGAGGGUGUUCACCUUUCGCCGAAUCGAGAAAUCCUUACGACGCCUGAGAUUUACUACUUGAGCGCGUUGUUCGUCAACCAAGGCGUCAGCAAGAUCAGGUUGACUGGUGGCGAGCCGACUGUGAGGAAGGACAUCAUUCCCCUCAUGCAACAGAUCGGACGUCUCCGACGUAAUGGUUUGAAAGAGCUGGCUUUGACCACUAAUGGGAUAUCGCUACAUCGGAAGCUGGACGACAUGGUUGAGGCUGGCUUGACUGGUGUGAACAUCAGCCUGGACACGCUCGAUCCUCUUCAAUUUCCAAUCUUGACUCGUCGACAAGGGUUUAGCGCCGUCAUGAAAAGCAUCAAUCGAGUGCAAGAGAUGAACAAGCUGGGCGCGCGCAUCAAGCUGAAGAUCAACUGCGUUGCCAUGCGUGGAGUUAACGAUGAUCAAAUCAUUCCUUUCGUGGAAAUGACCAGAGAUCAAGACAUCGAAAUACGGUUCAUUGAGUACAUGCCGUUCGGUGGAAACAAGUGGUCGCAGAGAAAGAUGCUUCCGUAUGCGGAAUUGGUCGAGCUCAUCCGUGCACGGUAUCCGACUCUGGGCCGCUUAAGAGACGCAAAGAAUGACACGUCCAAGACAUGGCAAGUACCUGGAUUCAAAGGUCGGGUUGGCUUCAUCACGAGCAUGACGCAUAACUUUUGCGGAACAUGCAACCGGCUCCGAAUCACUUCUGAUGGCAAUCUCAAAGUGUGCCUGCAUGGCAACACCGAAGUGAAUCUCCGAGAUGUGAUUCGAGCUGACAACCGAGGAGAGCCAAUGGAUGAAGCAGCAUUCGAAGCGAUACGACAGAUUGAGCUGGACCGGCGGAAGCACGCCGAAGAUGGCCUGCAUUUCGAUGGCGAGAAAGGCUGGAUCAGCAAAGAGCGACAACUCCUUGAGGUAAUUGGCGCUGCUGUGAAGCGCAAGAAGGCAAAGCACGCCGGAAUGGGCAAGCUGGAAAACAUGGAGAAUCGGCCAAUGAUCUUGAUUGGUGGGUAGGUCUGUUCUUAUCUGUUCUACACCAACACAGCGGUGGUGUCAGCGUAUAGUGCAGCGCACGCAGCUAUAAGUGUGCUACGAGAUGACGAAUUCACG